This is a messenger RNA of Hibiscus syriacus, 749 nucleotides long. Its product is annotated as HMG1/2-like protein. NCBI's taxonomy places the organism in Eukaryota, Viridiplantae, Streptophyta, Magnoliopsida, Malvales, Malvaceae. The record is from RefSeq and is a predicted model, not a curated record. Bases 109 to 534 code for a protein of 141 amino acids. The transcript has 8 exons.
CCCACACCCCAAACCGCUCUGAAGUACAACUCUAAAAAGAAUCCUCUCUUCUGUAUCUCUUCGCCUACUUAUUUCCCAAGGCAAAGCCCUACCGCUUCAGGAUUCAUCAUGAAAGGUGGUCAAACGAAGUCUGAUUCGAUGAAAACUGGCAACAAACUGAAAAGCAAAGGCGCAGGCGCUGGAAAGCGUGCGAAGAAGGCCGCCAAGGAUCCAAGCAAGCCAAAAAGGCCUCCCAGUGCUUUCUUCGUUUUCAUGGAGGAGUUCAGGAAGCAGUACAAAGAGGAAAAUCCUGAAAACAAAUCCGUCGCUGCUGUUGGCAAAGCUGGUGGUGCGAAGUGGAAAAGCAUUACAGAUGUCGAGAAGGCUCCUUAUGUUGACAUGGCAGAGAAGCGCAAAACUGAGUACAACAAGAACAUCCAGGCAUAUAAUCUAAAACUGGCUGGUGGUGGAGGAAACGAUAAUGAAUCUGAUAGGUCAAAGUCUGAAGUUAACGAUGAUGAAGGGGGGAGCGGAGAGGAUGAAAAUGAGGAUUGAAUGAGCUAAUUUGCUGAUUAGAUCUCGUUAGGUUUAUUCUGGAUAGCUUGUCCUGCUUAGAUAUGAACAGUUAACGUGAUAUUAAUAGAUAAUAACCAAGAAUGGAAUUUUAGAUUAGAUAACAGAUGGCUAUGAUGGACUAGCUGCAGCAGUAACUUCAUGGAUAUUGUACUUAAAAACUCUCUUAAACAUCAAUAACAAGUUUGUUUCUGCGU